Gallus gallus (chicken) is the source of this 1816-nucleotide messenger RNA. RefSeq names its product arylacetamide deacetylase-like 3. Gene Ontology annotation, cellular component: membrane. The transcript has 4 exons. The record is from RefSeq and is a predicted model, not a curated record. Lineage: Eukaryota; Metazoa; Chordata; Aves; Galliformes; Phasianidae. Gene Ontology annotation, molecular function: carboxylic ester hydrolase activity. Bases 118 to 1356 code for a protein of 412 amino acids.
GGAUUGCUUAGUCUGCUGUGAAGACACCUCUGAAACACCCAAGAACCAAGACUUGAAGCAGCACAGGUUUUGGGUUGUUUUUUACUUCUUUUGGGAGUUCACUUCCAUUGAAGUGAAAUGGCAUCCAUUUAUAAAUGUUUAGCAGGAUUAGGAGUGAUUCUCAUUUCACCUGUUGUAGUACCAGCGCUGUUUUGGGGGCGGUUUCUCUGUGACCUUCUCCAUUUAGAACUGCCACCUGGAAUUGACCAACCUCUAAAGCUUCUGUUUUACCAUUUGCUGUUGAUUACCACCAUGGUGCUGGGAAAGAUUUUGGAGACGCUUGGGAUCUGCAGUGAUUUAAGCUUACUGCGACUUGUGGUGGAUGGAAUACCACCAUGGAGAGAUUCAAACCUUCUUAUCAAAGACCUCGUAGUAGAUGAGGUACCACUGAGGAUUUAUCAGCCCAAGUGGCCCCCUGCUGGCAAAAGAAGAGGAAUACUGUAUUUUCAUGGAGGAGCUGGCACAUUUGGGAGUAUUAGAGCCUUUGAAAGAGUGUGCCGCUAUAUUGCCAAAAAAUGUGACUCGGUGGUUGUGUCUGUUGGCUAUCGCUUGGCUCCUGAACACCCAUAUCCUGGGCAGUAUUCUGAUUGUCUCAAUGCUACCUUAUACUUCAUGAGGAAUUUAGAUGAGUAUCACGUGGAUCCUGCUCUCAUCAUCCUUGGUGGUGACAGCUGUGGAGCUAACUUUGCUACGGUUAUUUGCCAAAUACUGGUGAAUAAAAGAGAUCUCCCAAAAGUACGUGCACAGAUCUUAUUGUAUCCAGGACUACAGGGGCUAGAUUUUCAAUUGCCCUCCUAUCAGCAGAAUGCUUUAAUCCCCAUAUUGUCUCGGAAGUUAGUCAUCUACUUCUGUUUUCGUUACCUUAAUAGAAAACCAUCAUAUUUGGAAGAUAUCAUACAAAACUGCCACGUUCCUGAGAGCACGAAAUGGAAAUACAAAAAAUGGAUAAGUGCUGACAAUAUUCCUGAUGAGUUUAAGAUUAGAGGCUACAAACCUCAGAAGCUCACCUCAUAUAAACCCGAAGUCCAUGAAGCAGUCAAAGAAGUGUUAGCAAUGACAUUUUCCCCCCUUUUAGCUGAAGAUGCCAUCAUUUGCCAGCUCCCUGAGUCCUACAUUGUGACCUGUGAGUUUGAUGUGCUUAGAGAUGAUGGGCUGUUGUACAAGAAGCGAUUAGAGGACAACGGCAUUCGAGUAACCUGGUAUCAUUCUGAGGGUGGUUUCCAUGGCAUUUUAGCCUUUUUUGGCUAUGGGAUUUUUUCCUUUUUAUCUGGAAAAAAGAUAAUGGAUAAUACUGUGAAUUAUAUAAACAGUCUAUAAAAGUAUUUCUCAGAAAAAUGAUGCAGGCCUGACAUUACCCUUGGUGAAUUUAUGCUUGGCAAAGAACGCAAACACAUUUGAUUUAUGUUUUCUAUUUUGACUGCAUGAGGAAUCCAAUUUCUCAUUCUGCAGUUACUCACCAAAAAUUCUAAGGUUAUUUAAAGCACCACCAUUCUAGAAAAUACUACAAUAAAAACACACCAAAGAGAUCAAGCACCUGGCACUGAUUCACUUCACCUCCAGCUGUUCUGGUAGCUUUGCACAGCUGGCAUGCAGUCAAAUAACACAGAAUCACAGAAUCACUAAGGUUGCAAAAGACCUCUAAGACCAUUUAUCCCAGCCAUCCACCUACCAACAAUACUGCCCACUAAACCAUCUCUUCCUGAAGUCUUCUCUACAUCCCACAAAUGCUGAAGACAACAACUGGAGGUCAUUUUUGGUCCUGGUGAAGGUAGGAAGC